Molecule: messenger RNA, 2286 nt
Organism: Recurvomyces mirabilis
Lineage: Eukaryota; Fungi; Ascomycota; Dothideomycetes; Mycosphaerellales; Teratosphaeriaceae
Exons: 2
Coding region: 1-2286 (761 amino acids)
Source: RefSeq, a predicted model, not a curated record
AUGGAUCGCCAUAUUACCCUUCUACUGAUCUGCGUGAUUGGAUUGGCGUUACUGGCAAAACCAGCAGCGGCGUUCGGUGCAGGUAAUAUUGCCUCGAUCUCGAGGAUUGAAGGUCAUAACUGGCGUCAUGGCGACAUUGAGGAUUUGCUCAAGACCGUCGCGUUCACUCGAGGCCACAAAUGGACCAGCAUGAUGAUUAAGAGGACUUACUUCGGCAACUGGCUACGUGAUUACUCACAAGCCGUAGACGUCGGUACUCUCAAAGGUGUGCAAGCAGACACUAUUCGAGUCCUGGUCUGGGUCCUGGCGUUCAUGAGUUUUGGCUACGCCACUCAAGAGUUUGAGGUCACAGCAGAGCGUUUGGGCACAUAUCGACCAGAAGAACAUAUUGACAAUCCGAAGGACUAUGCAGAUAAUGUUGAUGCUCGCCAGUUCGACCCACGACUUCGUGGACCAAUUGCUCCCAUCGAGCUUGCAAUCGAUCCGAAUACUGGUAUGAAGAAUUAUAUUGCCAAUGAGUCAGGCAGUUGGGCAACAUCUUCUGGCUACAUUAAGUACAGCUUCGCCAGAAGCAUCCACUUCGGCAGAUUAUAUACGUGUGGACCACAACGUGGACGAGAAGAAGAUCUAUGCGAGGCUCUACGUUGUCUUGGCCAAGGUCUGCACUGCAUGGAGGACUUCGGCGCCCACACCAAUUACACAGAGCUUUGUUUGCGUGAGCUUGGCUUCAACAACGUCUUCCCUCAUGUUGGCAGCCGGACCAUGAUCAAUCUGCGUGGCAAGCAGGUCUUCCCUCUUGUGACCGGCACAUUCGGUGGUGUUGAUUUCUUGCACUCCGUGCUUGGCGAGGCCACGGACCACGUGACGCAGACUGAGGUGAACGAAACCGAAGUAUCACAGCUUGAUGCAGCACUCUCGCAAGCGUCAGCCACACAGUCGCGUGGUGGUGGUGAUGACGGUAUUUCCGGGUUGGCCAGUGCACUUUCUAUGAUCCCAGGGACUGGCGACCUCGUGCAAGAAGCACAAAGACUCCAGGCGGAUUCUCAAGCACAAGCGGCGGCAAACGAGAGGAUGGGAGGGAGUCGCGAUAUGGGUAGUGAUUCAUACCAGCCGUAUGGCAACGAAUACGGUAGUGCUCGAGCCGACGCAUCUGCAUAUAAUCAGCAAGGUGCGACGACAGCGUUCCAAGGACCUCCAGGUUCGCAAGGUGGGCCACCAGGUCCCACCUCCGCAAACAUACCUGGCUUGAAUGUCAACGUCGAUCCGCAGCAGGCAAUUGCCAAGAUCUACCCGCUACUAGCAUUCCGAGACAAGGUCGUCCGAACAAUCUCUGGUUUCGUCGAGAAAAUUCCUGGGUUAGAGAAGGCAAUCGAGACGAUCAGUGAGAAAGUCACUUUAUUCGUUAUGGGUCUGAUGGCUCCGUUCGUCAAGCCCAUCAUCGCUGCUGCAUCAAACGCGCUUAAGACAGGUAGCGGCACCGUCGUCAGCGCCAGUCAGAAGCAACAGUACCUCGUCUGGGACGAUCCAAAUAGCAGCGACCCAACUCACUCUCUGCUUUCCAAAGAUCACUUUAGCAACGUCCUGAACAUGCCAGCUGGCCAAGUAGCCGCGGUCAUUCUGCAGUACGUCGCCCCACGUGUGAUCCACGGCUGGGACCACCCAGAUGUGCCUGUGGAUGAAAUUAUGCAAGACGUCUCCCGCGCCUUCCAUCACCCAGCUAUGCGCGACAACAACUGCGAGAUCCAUCGCCAGAUGUUCAGUGUUGUCGAGAGGUGGGUUCAGCAGCGUCCAGAUAGAGGCCGCGAUCUGGACCACAUUCUCAGCUCGGACAGUGUCAAGCAUGGAAAGAAUCACACCGUCGCAGACUUCCAGAGCAGUAUGCAGCCCCUCGAGCAGCAGCUGCAAGGUAUGGGUAGCUCAAGUCAUAGUCCAACAGCUGGCGGACCAUUCGCGAUGUUCGCACAGAAGCGCAGCAUCGACUCCGAGAUCGCUGGUAGCGGAGGAUAUCAGGGCGGCUAUCAAGGCGGCAACGCACCACAGGACUACGGUCAGGCAUCCUACGGCAACGCGCCACCAGAGCCGGCAGGCUUUUCAGCAGAAGGUGGAAGUGCAUACCCUACUGCUUACCAGCAAGGGUACGAUCGUCCAUUCGAGGAGACCACUCAGCAGUACGGUCAAGGCUACGGAAAUCAAGGCCAAGGUCAUCAAGGUCAGGGUCAGAACUAUGGUGGCAGUGGAUAUGGGCAAAGCUAUGAGCAAGGCGGAGGUGGCUAUGGACGCUACUAG